AUGGCGCUGCGCGUGUUGCUCGGAUUUUAUGCCAAGGAGCGCCAGAUCCUCCUACCCCUUUCCAGGGCCCCCACCUCGCUCUCUGCUGGUCUUGGGCCCACGCUCGCCUCUCAGUACCUGCCUGGUACUGCGGCUGGGACUCAGGGUCCUGCGAAGUCGCAGGCUCGGAACCGCCCCCCGUCCACCACGUGGCUGGACCAGGAUCUCAGGGCUGGACCGAAGACUGCGAGUGCCGCCGUCUCCGCCCGACCCUGCUUCCAGCCUCCGCCCAGUAACCCCAGGUUCGGUUCUCGGAUCCCGUCCCAGAACCGCUGCGUCCGCUGCCAGCUCCGCGCCGCGACCUGCGAGCUCCGGGCUAGCCCCGCCCCCACAGGCCCCUUCCCGCCCGCCAGGACACGCCCCCGGGCCCCGCCUCUGGGCCCGGCCUACGAGCUCCGGGCUGGCCCCGCCCCCACAGGCCCUGUCCCGCCCUCCAGGACACGCCCCCGGCCCCGCCUCUGGGCCCGGCCUGCGAGCUCCGGGCUGGCCCCGCCCCCACAGGCCCCGUCCCGCCGCCAGGACACGCCCCCAGGCCCCGCCUCUGGACCCGGAUUGGGGGCUUCGACGGCCCCGCCCCCAGAGGGCUCCACCUCCUGCAGCCUCUACAUUGGGCCGGAAGAAGAGGGCGGGUACUGA
This is a messenger RNA of Molossus molossus (Pallas's mastiff bat), 675 nucleotides long. Its product is annotated as vegetative cell wall protein gp1-like. The coding region runs from base 1 to 675 and encodes 224 amino acids. Lineage: Eukaryota; Metazoa; Chordata; Mammalia; Chiroptera; Molossidae. The transcript is spliced from 2 exons. The record is from RefSeq and is a predicted model, not a curated record.